UAUUUAAAUUGUCAAGUAAUGUAAUACAUUGUCGUGUCUCUUGCCAAGAUUUCAAUUCUUCCCGUCCAUCAAUUGCAUAUAUGGACAAUACCCAUUGUGUUGUUGAUCUUACUUUAUUGACUUUACCAGCGGGCUUCACCGACAGCCAUGCAAAACACAACGAGCCGGAGCUUUGCCGAAAACGAGGACCAUCAUGGUAGACAGGAUUCUCUCCUUGAAAUCAUUCACAAUUAUACUCGUUCAUGUAUACAGGGUAUUUGACCAGCCGUCAUCGUCUGGGACUUUUGUUCUUUGGGGCUUCAUAUCACAUCUCCAGGCCAUAUGCCCUUUGCCUGACAACAUAGCUUCUGAUCACCAUGCCUUCAGAACUCUCUGAUGCCUUCAAAUCCAUGCCUGCCAAUCUCUACGAGAAACAAUUAGACCUGAACUCAAUCCAAGAAUUGCCCGAUUCGCACGCAUGGGCGUCUCUUGGCGAGCACCCUUGCGUGGACUCUUUAAUUGCAGAAUCAGUGCCGGUUAUUGAUCUGAGUGACCCCAAUGCAUUAACACUUGUGGGCGAUGCGUGUAAGAGUUGGGGUGUGUUUCAAGUCGUCAACCAUGGCAUCCCCAUCAGCCUUCUUGAAGCCAUUGAGGAUGCUAGCAGGGACCUUUUCGCAUUGCCUCCGGAGCAAAAACUCAAGGCUACUCGCCCGCCUGAUGGCUUCUCCGGCUUCGGCCAACCCCGGAUUGCUCCGUUCUUUGCCAAGCAAAUGUGGUAUGAAGGCUUCACCGUCCUCGGAUCGCCUCUCGAGCUUGUUUCCAAACUUUGGCCUGAAGAAUACUGCACCAAGUUCUGUGAAGUUACUGAAGAAUAUGACAAACAGAUGAAGCAGCUAGCAAAUAAGCUCCUCUGGCUCCUGCUUGGCUCACUGGGAAUCAACAAAGAAGAUGUAGAAUGGGCUGGUCCAGAAGGUCAGUUAGAAGGGGCACAUGCUGCCUUGCAGUUGAACUCUUACCCAGCUUGUCCACAGCCGGACAAGGCCAUGGGUCUUGCCGAGCACACUGACUCCUCCCUCCUCACCAUCCUUUACCAGGGCAGCAACAGUGGUCUCCAAGUCGUCCUAGAAGGCAGUGGAUGGAUCACAGUUCCUCCUCUCCCUGGUGCGCUUGUCGUCAAUAUCGGCGACCUCCUCCAUAUACUAUCCAACGCUGCAUUUCCCAGUGUCCUCCACCGUGCCAUGGUUAACAACUCCAAGCAGCGUAUCUCCGUCGCCUAUUUCUAUGGACCACCGGCGACCAUUCCAGUGGCGCCCAUCCCAAAAUUAGUUGACUCCAGUCACCCUCCUGUCUACCGCUCAGUUACAUGGAGCGAGUUCCUUGCUACCAAGGCAAAGCAUUUCAACAAGGCUCUUUCAUUAGUUAGGAUGCCAGUGCCGGAAACGGAUUCAUCGGAGUAAACCACCUAGUUUCGUUUUGUUUGGCCAUGUCGUGUAGGACUCUCAUUGUUUGGAUGAUUUGUGGUGGUAAUAAGAGAGUGACGAAGAAAUG
Messenger RNA from Vitis riparia (riverbank grape), 1527 nucleotides. RefSeq names its product gibberellin 3-beta-dioxygenase 1-like. The coding region runs from base 357 to 1436 and encodes 359 amino acids. Gene Ontology annotation, molecular function: gibberellin 3-beta-dioxygenase activity. The transcript is spliced from 3 exons. Lineage: Eukaryota; Viridiplantae; Streptophyta; Magnoliopsida; Vitales; Vitaceae. Gene Ontology annotation, biological process: response to light stimulus; gibberellin biosynthetic process. The record is from RefSeq and is a predicted model, not a curated record.